Messenger RNA from Knipowitschia caucasica, 2307 nucleotides. The record is from the annotation of a GenBank genome assembly. NCBI's taxonomy places the organism in Eukaryota, Metazoa, Chordata, Actinopteri, Gobiiformes, Gobiidae.
AUGGAGGCGGACAGAUCGGGUGGAGGACCAAACCCCAACUGUGGCGGCCCUGGUAGCAGCAGCAUAGCCGGACGCAGUAACCCAAAUGGGCCCAAAGCAGCAGCACCGAGCCAGGCCACUGCUCACACCACCAGCGGGGCUAUGUCAGUAGGGCCGGCUCCCGCGGGCCUCCUGCCGCCUGGCUCUAUGUCUGGGCCGGUGCCUGGGUCUCCGUUACGUGAGCUGCACGAAGGGGACUCGGGGAUGAAUCUGCCCGGGAUCCUGCACUUCAUCCAGUACGAGUGGGGACGUUUCCAGGCCGAGAAAUACCGAUGGGAAGCGGAGAGAGACGAGCUCCGGGCUCAGGUGGCGUUUCUACAAGGUGAGAGAAAAGGACAAGAGAAUAUGAAGCAGGACUUGGUUAGACGCAUCAAAAUGUUGGAAUAUGCCCUUAAACAAGAAAGAGCUAAACACCAGAAACUGAAGACUGGCAAUGAUCAGAGCCCGACUGACAAGAAGCCAGAAACAGAAGCAGACCAAGUUCCCAAUGGACCAGCAGAGUCAGACUCUGAGCCAGCCAAUCAGAUGUCCUGGAAAGAGGGACGUCAACUAUUACGCAAAUAUUUAGAAGAGGUGGGGUAUUCAGACACUAUUCUGGACAUGCGAUCGAAGCGUGUGCGCUCCCUCCUUGGACGAAGCAGUCCAGAAGCAAACGGACCUCUACCCAGUGACACUUUUUCAGAGCCCGAGCCACGGACAGGCGGAGAGUCUUUACUUGUCAGACAGAUAGAGGAACAAAUCAAAAGGAACGCAGGUAAAGAGACCUCUCAGGAGCACAUGGGUGGUUCUGUUCUUGAUAAAAUCCCCUUCCUGCAUGGCUGUGAGGAUGAUGAUGAAGACGAUAGCGAUGAAGAAGAUGACUUCCAGGGCAUAGCGACUGAUUGCAUUGAUGGACCACGCAAGAAUAAAAAGUCUCGAGUAAAGAUGGGCUCAGAACCCAUGACCACAGACCUGGACCCAGAGGACGAGGAGGAUGAAGACGAUUCGGAAGAUGCUCAGAAUGAAUUUGACUUCCUGGGAUCCGGGGAGGAUGGGGAGGGGGCAGGAGAGGCACGAAUCUCGGGGGAUGGACGGGAGUUAGAGAACCACAGGAACAAGUUACAAGGCAUGAUGCCGGACUUCCCCCCUAAACCUGCCCCACCCCCCUCUGUUUCAGGACAGUCUCGCGCAGGGGAAGGUGGCACCCUCAGCUUCUCCUCGGAUGUGUUCAUUAUGGAUGCUGUUGGUGGAGGUGAUAUGAACCUUGGUGAACUGGCAGAUCUCACUGUUGCCAAUGACAAUGAUCUCUCUUUGGAUAUGCAUGACAACAGAGAAGAAUUUAAGAAAACUUGGAACCCACGUUUUACUCUACGCAGCCAUUUUGAUGCCAUUCGUGCUAUGACCUUCCACCCGAGCCAGCCAGUGCUGCUGACCGCUUCUGAAGAUGGCACACUUAAACUGUGGAACCUGAACAAGGCCAUGCACUCAAAAAAAAAUGCAGCUUUGGACGUUGAACCUAUUUAUACAUUCAGGGCACACAGUGGUGCUGUGCUGUCUCUCACAAUUGGAGACGAUGGAGACACCUGCUACAGUGGUGGUCUGGAUGGAACAGUCCGCUGCUGGAAGAUGCCAGACCUUAAUGUGGAUCCAUACGAUAACUAUGAUCCCAGCAUCGAGAGCAGUGUCCUCUCUGGCCACGAGGACAGUGUGUGGGGUCUCACCUAUUCUGGAGCGCACGAUCGUUUGGCCUCAUGUUCAGCAGAUGGCACCAUUAGAAUCUGGAAUCUUCAAAACUCUUCUCCCUGUUUGUCUGUUUUCAAUAAAGAAAGGGAGCAUGGCACACCCACAUCUGUAGCUUUUGUGGCUACUGACCCGAACCAAAUUGUGGUGUCUUACGAUGGCGGUGAAACUUUGAUUUAUGACCUCAAUACAGAGCAGAGUGUUAUUUCACUACAGACAGAGACCAAGGAUGGCAGUGAAUUGAUACACCGUGUUGUCAGCCACCCUCUGGAAGCAGUGUCUAUCACGGCACAUGAGAAUCGAACAAUCCGCUUUGCAGACAACAAGACCGGUCAAGUUGUCCAUUCAAUGGUGGCUCAUCUGGAUGCAGUCACUUGUCUCACUACAGACCCAAAAGGCACUUACUUAAUCUCCGGAAGCCAUGACUGCUCUGUGCGGCUCUGGAUGCUCGACAACAGGACGUGCGUACAGGAGAUCACGGCCCACAGGAAGAAACACGACGAGGCCAUACAUGAUAUGCACUUGCCAAGAUCUUUGUCUGAGUCUUAG